AUGGGACGGCCAUCGACCAACGCCUCGAGCACCAGCAGGAAUUCCACAUCCCUCAAAUCGCCCCUCACCGCUACUUCGUCGUCCAACCGAACCUACCCCCACAGCAGCAUCGUCGACGACGGCGACCUGCCUCUGUCCAAUGACAUCUGGUCGCGCUCCGACUCGGACGACUCCAACGACGAUGCAGAGGCCGUUCCUGCAGCCUCGGAACGAUCGAAUCCCAGAGGAAGUGGGUCCCGAACAACAGGAUUCUUUCGCUCUCUCAUGCACAGGAUCAGCAAGUCCUACAAGCGCUAUGGCUUCAUACCGAACAAUCAGCAAGAACAAGACAGAAACGUGCUUCAGCAUGAGAUAAUAAAAGAACUCUUCGACGGAAGAUUCCAUCUGGCCCCGGCCAGGCGGCCAAAAACCGUCUUGGACAUCGGUACCGGGCCCGGUCUAUGGGCGUUGCAAAACCCACGAAGCUCAGUGUUAGGAAUUGAUCUCGAGCCAGUCAAGCCGCCGUACCUGGUAUCGAAUUGCCAUUUUCAGAUCAGAGACGCCACCGAGGACUGGGAUCUGAACACGACUUUCGACCUCGUCCAUGCUCGCAUGCUGGGCGACCUGCCAGAAAAAGAACGCCUUGUGCAAGCUGUUUGGGACAACCUCAACCCGGGGGGAUGGGCUGAAUUCACCGAGUGGAUCGUCUUGCUGCAGUCACCCAACCACUCUUUUGAAAACACGUCUUUCCACAAAUGGAACAAGCUCAUGUCCCGAGGAAAGUUCAUGCCCCAGGCCAUCAUAAGCUUUGCUAAUUCUGACUUUACAGGCCUCAAAGAUCUUGGAAGUUCCUUAUACUAUCCGACCCAGUACAAGCCGCUCCUUGAGAAAGUCGGCUUCGAGAACAUCACGGUGACCAAGUAUGGCGCUCCCACCAAUGCUUGCUACCCAGGGAAGAAAUUACAGAAGAUCGGCACGAUGAUGGCCAAGAAUUGGAAUGCCAUCAUCGAGCCACUCACGCUUUCAGUCUUCAUAGACGGCCUGGGCUGGUCAGCAGAUGACGUGAAGAAGUUCGUGCUGAAUGUCAAGAGGGAGAUCCCAGACACGAGAUACCACUCCUUCAUGACGCUGAUGACUGUCUACUGUCGGAAGCCGCGCGUCGGCUCAGCUUCUACAUCGGUGUCCUCGUUCCAGAGCACGCCUGUUCCAGAGCAUGCGACGCGGCGAUCGAACGACCAAUUGACACACAUAGCCGAGGGCCAGGAACCACCUUCGGCCUGA
Messenger RNA from Diaporthe citri, 1260 nucleotides. RefSeq lists its product as uncharacterized. The coding region runs from base 1 to 1260 and encodes 419 amino acids. Lineage: Eukaryota; Fungi; Ascomycota; Sordariomycetes; Diaporthales; Diaporthaceae. The transcript is spliced from 7 exons. Gene Ontology annotation, molecular function: methyltransferase activity. The record is from RefSeq and is a predicted model, not a curated record.